AUAAACGACAUAGCUUUAAUAGGCCGUCAAGAACACUGCGUUGGUCUCUGACGGUGGUUCUCGUCGAAGGUCAAGUAUGAGAAGAAUGUCGUAGAGAAACUCCUCGUCGAGCAGGCGCAAGAAUGUGACAGCCAGUGGUCCCAGAUCUACUUUUUGAGCAGCUUCUGUGCGUCUUUGAAGAUGAUGAAAUAGAAGCAGGACCAAGAGAAGCUGCAACAAGCUGCGGCCCGCGCCGCGCUCCUGGAGGUAGGUACCUGGAAGAACAUCACGAGCUGCGUCGACUCAAGAAAGCUGCGAGCCACUCCGCGGAGUUUAUCUGAUUGGCACAAGAAGAACUUUCCCAUUCUUACCCCCACCGCAGCGUAGGUGUAGAACCUCUUUUGCGCGGCACUAUUUUUACCGAAACGCGCGGAGAGAUCAUGGACGCGACGGUAGGGACGCUGCACGAAGACCCCAACGGGCAGCUCUGGUGGGAAACGAAGUACACUGAUGCAGACGCGAAGGACGCAAAGACCUGGGGUGAGAGGUUUGUGGAGUGGGCGUUGAUGGCCCAGAAGGACCGGAGUAUUCUGCCCGAGAAAUAUCAAAUGCAAAAAUGUCUGGGUCUGGAAGAGUUGGAACUUGUGAUGCAAACUCUGGAACACGCAAAAACUUGUGUUGCAUGAGCGCCAAAAGCUGUCCAUUUCUUGGUCCGCAAGUAGGAAGUUUCUCAUGCGGGACAGGCAUCAUAAGGCGUGCUGAAAACCUGUGAUGCUUUUGACUGCAUCAGACGCCAUUUGCGUGAUCCGAAAAAUGCAUGACAAAUCUCGUAAUCUUCCAGACCCAGACAUUUUUACAUUUGAUAAGAAACAGAAAAGAACCAUUUCCGAGAACCGUACUAUGCAGUCCUUCUUGAAGAAGAUAGAGAUACAGUUAGAAAUUCUGUUGCAGCACUCCUUUUGCAAGAUGAAUAAGUGAUUUAUUAUAGCUCCUACGUAGAAGUCCUCUUUGAGGUCCUGCAACUACUGCAUGACAGAUGUAUAAUUGGAACUUCUACAUGUCUUGUUGCCAACGCAUGAUUGGAACGAUAAUUUCGCGGACCCGCAUGAUCUCCUGGAUGGUGUUUUGAUAGUGGUAAUAUUAAGUACUCCUACUUAGCCGCCCUAAUAUAGUUGUUGACACUAUCCAAAACAAAAUUUCAGGAACCGGGUCCGGAGGCAGCCUGGGGCGGAACUUGAUGAUGAAGAGACGGACCAUAUCCUGAGUAAAAACGUACCCACACCAGAGUCAGGAUGGGGAUUUUGCAACACAAACCUAGGAGUUUUAGGAGUCACGCAUGACAAGUUUCAGUCCGUAAGGUAGUGCAGGCUAGCAAGGACACACGCAUCACAAAUCGAUCUGCUGAUCCUGUUUACAGCAUUACAAGUUCCCAAACACGAUUGAAAAUGCCUGUCGUGGGGUUGCGGAUCACAAAUGUUCCUGUCAUGGCAAAUCUGCAUGACAACUCUGGGGUGGGGACGUUUUUACACAGGAUAGACCACAGCGACGGAACAGAAAGCCAUGGAGGAAAAUGCGGACCUGCUGCCCCUAUGCAUUGCAAAUAUCGAUCUGGGUCUGGAGGAGUGAUGCAAGACUUGUCAUGCAGGUUUAACCUGACCACCAAGAGAUGGAGAUUUGGAAAAAUGCGGGACCUAGCGUGACAGACUCUUCUGUGAGGAGUUGUUCUCUAAUAUCAUGGCUAUCCUGCAUGAGUAGAAAUUCCCUCCGAUAACUUGGUCGAAAGUGGGCACCUCUUGGUACUGAUGCAACACAGAUUUUAUUUGCAUGAUUCAGAUUUGAUAAUCGAUGACAAGUUCGUUGUACCACCUACAACUCAUCCAGACCCAGAUCGAUAUUUGCGGUGGAUAGCCCCCGGAGCGGCAGAUAGUGGCCAAUUGGCUGUUCAAGAGCGAGGACGUGGCCAUGAAAUAUGGCGAAAGCUUUUUCGUACCGGAGGUGAAUUUGGAAACCGGCGAGCUCGUGAAACCGGUCACGAACACCCUGGCCCGCUCGCUGAUGUGGAUCCGCUACGACGGCGUCGACCGGGUGUACCAGGGCCGGUGUCCGCAUAACAACGGCGAUCUGUGCAGGGGCGACUUAACAGACAUCGAGGACAUGCUGGGAAAGAAGAAAAUUCCGCCACCGUCGUCCCCGCCCUGCGUUCAUCUUCCUGGCGGGACGUCGACCCCGGGCUCGUUGCCGACCAUCCAGGGGUAUGAAAUGCAAAUAUGUCUGGGUCUGGAAGAGUGCAAGACUUGUCAUGCAGAUUUUACAUGACAGACCCGUGACGCCUGUAAUGCAUGACCUGGCAUCACAGAUUUUUAGAGGCCUUUCUGAUGCCUAUUGCGCAUGAAAAUUUCCCUCCCCGCGUAGCACAAAUUGGACCCCUCUUGCUGGUCAUGCAAUACAGAUUUUUUUCGAAUCCAAAGACAGCAUCACAAGUUGCAACCUUCCAGACCCGGACAAGUUUGCAAUGCAUAAGGGGGGAAACAGCAGCAGCGGGAGCGGGACCUCUUCGUCCUCCAGCAGCUCCUCCGGAGCGAACUCGAAUUCUAGCUCCUCCUAUCAUUUGUAAAAACGUCCCCACCCCAGAGUUGUGAUGCAGAUUUGCAAUAACAGGAACAUUUGUAAUGCGCAUCUCCAUGAGAGGCGUUUCUAGUCGUGUUUUGGGAUUUGUAAUGCUGUAACCAGGAUGAGCAGAUGGAUUUGUGAUGCGCUUGUCCUUGCUAACCUGCACUACACUACGGACUGCAACUUGUGAUGCGUGAGUCCCAAAACUUCUAGGUUUGUGUUGCAAAAUCCCCAGGUUGACUCUGGGGUGGGGAUGUGUUUAUACAGGAUACCUCCGCUUCGUCGCCCUACGAGUCCUGCCUCUCCUCGGUUGCCGCGGGUAUCCUAUGUAAAAACGUGCCCACACCAGAGUUGUCAUGCAGAUUAGCAACAACAGGAGCAUUUGUGAUGCGCAUGCCCGAGACAGGCACCUCCAAUCGUGUUUUGGAACUUGUAAUGCUGUGAACAGGAUGAGGAGAUGGAUUUGUUAUGCGGAUUUACAGGCUACACUGCACUACACUACAGCCUGCAGUUUGUCGUGCGUGAGUCGCAAAACUUCUCGGUUUGUGUUGCAAAAUCUCCAUCUUGGCUCUGGGGUGGGAACGUUUUUGCUCAGGAUAGCGGGGCCAGCUGCGUCUAGUACCUCCACCAGCCUGCUCCCCUCGCCGAGUGUGGUAUCAUCCACAGCCGGGGGGGUGGACACAUAUAAUAACUCCGGAGCAGCAGCUGGCGCAUUUGAGGUUUCUAACGUUUCCGGAGCUGCUCCCCCGCGCGCGAGAAAGAAAAAGAAGCUCACGCGACAACACGCCAUAUCCUGAGUAAAAACGUACCCACACCAGAGUCAGGAUGGGAAUUUUGCAACACAAACCUAGGAGUUUUGUGAGUCACGCAUGACAAGUUGCACUCUGCAUUGUAGUGCAGGUUAGCAAGUGCAGCCGCAUCACAGAUUCGUCUGCUCAUCCUGUUCACAGCAUCACAAAUUCCAAAACACGAUUGAAAAUGGCUCUCAUGCGGAUGCGCAUUACAAGUCUUCCCGUCUUUGCAAAUCUGCAUUGCAACUCUGGCGUGGGUACGUUUUUCCCCCGGAUACGCCAACACGGAGCCUGAGGACAGUUCCACGACGAAUUUAGACCGAAAAAUGAGCGACGACGCGGCAGACGAGAGCUUCGUCAACAUGCUAAAAGAGGCGGGCGGAGUGCCGAAACAAGCGAGCCCGGUGCGGGAAGCCGGGCCGAUGGUAAGUGCAGGAGGCUUUCUUGGAGGUGCGCAGGAACUUCUACAGGGAGUAGAUACGGCUAAUGUAGAAGGGGAAAAUUAUAACACCAGCGGCAGCGGCAGUGCUGUCACGGCACAACAAGCUAGUGCUACUUCAAGCACCUCAUCCACCGCGCACAACACGCUACCUCUGUUUAUGGACCGGGCCCCAAGUGUGAACGACAUCCUUCCAGCACCGACUCCUGCUGCUGACCCAUCUUCGUCAAGCUCUACCUCGUCCUCUGCCGGAACGGUAGCCUCGCGCUAUCACGACGCACUCGAAGCAGAGCAGGAAGUCGCGCAGCUUCCGCAAACGGAGGAGUCGUCUUCUUCAGCAAAAAACGCCCUGUCACCCUCCUCCUCCGCACCUCCACCGCCCGCCAACCUGCUUGCGGCGCCAAUCGAGCUUUUUCCGCAGCAGCAAAAUCCGCAGGAGGGGGGCGGCGGGCUGGUGACUACACCAGCGGGAACUACUACUACAGGAACAGCGCCAAUCUUCGGUGCAGCUGGUGGAGGUCCUACUUUCGGAGCAGUACAAGGUAGUAGUUCUUCCUCCUCCUCCUCCUCCCCUUCCAGGCCGCCUUUACUGUUCGGGAGUACAAUUGACCCUCGGCGGCGCUUAUCGGGAGGAGGUGGUGCAGCUACCGUGGUGGAUCCGAUCAUUCUGGACCCCGCGUUGCAAUCCCUGAGCCGAUGUUCCGUUGCAAACUCCUCGCAAAAUAACCAGAUUUUUCUCAACCAAGACGCGGGCAGCUCGAAUCGGUCCAGGAGCACGCCAAAGGCCGGCAGCUCUGUUUCGUCGUCGAAAGAAGUGAAUACGAACAAUACCGGUUCGUUGGAAACCACUCCGGAUGGCGCGGCGCGGAGUCGUAUCCUGUGUAAAAACGUCCCCCCCUCCCCAGAGUUGUAAUGCAAAUGUGCAAUGACAGGAGCAUCUGUAAUGCGCAUCCCCAUGAGAGGCGUUUCCAGUCGUGUUUUGGCAUUUGUAAUGCUGUAAACAGCAUGAGAAAAGGGUUUUCCCAUGCGGUUUCCCUUGCUAAGCAGCACAACACUGCAGAUGAAAAACUUGUCGUGCACAACACCCAAAACUUGGAGAUUUGUGUUGCACAUUUACCAGCUUGACUAUGGGGUCGUGGGGACGUUUUUGCUCAGCAUAAGUCGGGACGGAUCGCCGCGGGCCCGCCGGAUGAGCGACUUGAUGGACCAAUCCUGCUUGGCAAACAAUCCAAGGUAUCCCAGAGAAAAAAGUUAGCAGGGCAUAUUUGUUGUAAGAUCUCGUCCAACAAAAGUCGGACCAUUAUUCAAGUAAUGCCCCCAAAAACCAUGCAUGCAUCCCGAUCCCCCCCCUCCCCCCCAUUACUCAGUGCAGGGAAAAGGUGGCCCGCGCCGCUGUUCCCCCCACGGUAGGGUGGUGAUUUGGUUACUUCUUUCUGUAUCUAUUCGUCGCGGCCCUUCGCAAAGCGGUUCCGCGGCGGGACGCCCCUCACAAAUAGUAUACCUGAUCGCCAAAACCCCAGAGCAAUGGCCCUCAUCGCAGCGAGAAAAAACAAAGAAAAAAACUCGCGCGCGUCGUGACCUUCUUAAAAAAGAAGGCCGCGCCUUCCUCAGCCACCCAAAAUUUUUGGCUUGGCGCGGCGCUGCGCGCCGCUCGUUUGUUUUGUUUUUCCUCACCCAACACGUAGGGGCGUGCAGAAUUUUCGUGAGAGUGAGAGGAAAAAAGCGACGGCGGGGUGUGCUCGCUACCCAGAAAGGGGAUUUUUUAGGGGGCCUUAGGGGUCGAAAUCGAUUGGGGUUGCGAUGGCCCCACCCGAAGAAACCCCGACGACCCAAAAGGGGACUUUUUAGGGGGCCUUAGGGGUCCCCUUACCCCGUUUGAAAUGGGAGGCCGGGCGCUCGCUCUUUUUCCUCGGCCCCGUUUCAACAGUCGAAAACCGAACACCCAGAAAGGGGGCUUUUUAUUGGGCCCUAGGGCUCGAAAUCGGUUGGAGUUGGGAUGACCCCCAACCGAGGAAACCCGGACGACCCAAACGGGGGCGCUCCAGGGGGCUCUAGGGGCCCCCUUACCCCGUUUGAAAUGGCUUGCCGGGCGUUCGCUCUUUUUCCUGUUCCUGCAAUGCAACUUGAUGGACCAAUCCUGCUUGGCAAACAAUCCAAGGCAUCCCAGAGAAUAUACAAGUUAGCACAUGUCACGGCUAUGUCUGUAGCUACUUGGAGGAUACAUAUAGAGGAUGGGUAUAAGUCUGUAGCCUACUUGGCAUGGAUAGAUAUGCCAUAUACAUACAUAUAUGUAUACAAGUCUGGGCAGACUAGACUGCAUGGUCAUGUAUACAGUAGUACACUACUGCAUGCAGAGUCUGUAUGUAUACAAGUCUUGCAUGGUAGAUAUGCCCAGACUUACUACAAGUAGAUAUGCCCAGUCUGUACAGACUUGGAGGAUAUGUAUGUGCAUACAUACAUCCCAGAGAGGGGUAUAUGUCUGUAGCCUACUUGGCAAACAAUCCAAGUUAGCGGGGCAUAUGUCUGUAUAUGCAAAAAUAAAUACAGAGAAAAACCAAAACGAAAAUCUAUCAUGGGCGGCCCCAUAGCGUGCUGCUCAGGGUAUGCAGUACAAAUCUUUUUGUCUAUUUAUUUUUGCAUUUACAAAUAUGACCUGCCUGCUUUUUUCUGCGUGAUACAAGGGCCGGCGGCGGAACUGGUGUGGAACCGUUGUUCGGCGAGGUGUUUAGUGUUCUUCUGCCGUUUUAAGUAGAUCUCCCUGGUGCAUUUAAGUAGUACAACAUCAGACGAUAGCUAUGAUGAUUUGUGCGCGGCAGCGCACUGUUCCUUCCAAUUUCAAUGCUGAUUCCAAUGAUACGUAAACGAACCAGGACCCUGCGACUGGCGAACAGGACAACAUCGUUGCCGGGGUCGACACCGUGGCCUGUGACGACGCGUUGGAUCCAUUAAACGACCGGCAGAAGUUUCUGCCCAUGACGCCCACCCCGAAGAGCAAGUGGGAAUCGUCGAUACUGGAGGUAAGAGAGUCCUCUAUAAUGAAAGUUUUUCUUCUUCGACAACAUUGCAGAAACAUUGCAUGACAUAAUUUCAUGAAGAAGAAAAUGUAUGUUUGAUGUUUCAUUGAAGCUGUGGCUUCAUAUGACGUGGUGUGACUGUGAGGUCUUGUACUUGUCAAAAAUAAUCUUAAGGUGAUGCCGCAACUCCCGGCAAAGGACUUUCCCGACGCCAACGGGGACUACCACGCGCACAACGCCUAUGCUGAGUAAAAACAUGCCCACCCCAGAGUUGUCAUGCAAAUCUGCAUGCCAAAAUGAAAAUUGUUUCUGAUGCGGAGCUCCAUGCGAGGCAUUUCCCCGUCGUGUUUUGGAGUUUGUGAUGCCCAAAUCAUCAUUAUAUGCUAGAUCUGUGAUGCGGCUGGAGCUAGCUAAACAGGAUUAAUUCACUACGGGGCCAAAUUUUUUGUCAUGCGAAACAACCAAAGCUGGUUGAUUUGUCUAGCAGAUUUCCCAUCUUGACUCUGGUGUGGGGAUGUUUUUACAUAGGAUAACGCCCGGAAAAAUCGCCUCAGCUGCGGGUCGAACGCGAGCAACAGCGUCAUAUCAAAUGCAAAAAUGUCUGGGUCUGGAAGGUUGCAACUUGUGAUGCUGUCUUUGGAAGGUAAAAAAAAUCUGUAUUGCAUGACCAGCAAGAAGAGCUUUUCAGUUUGUGCUACUUACGCGGAGUGGGCGUUUCUCAUGCGGAAUACGCAUCAGAAGGCCCUUUAAAUAAAAUCUAUGACGCUAGGUCAUGCAUUACAGGCAUCGUGGGUUGUGCAAAAUAUGCAUGACAAACCUGGCAAUCUUCCAGACCCAGACAUUUGUGCACUUGAUACGUCAGCGACCAGUUCCAAACCGCGGAGCGGGACAAGAAUAAAAAGCGCGAACUACCAACGGGAAAAAUCCCCCCUCCCCAUAUCGAAACGAAGUUUCUGAUGCUAGAUGUGCGUACACAAAUCAGGUCUGUCUUGCUGGAGAGGACUGCAGGCAUUUGCUAAGCCUGAGUCGAGAGGUUUUGACGUAGGCGACUAGCAUGACAAACGUCUAUGCUGUAAGCUCAACAGCAUCACAAACCGCCUGCAUAACGCGGCGGACUCUCUGGCUUUGCCCCUUUUGCAACACAGACAGGAUUUGUGCUCACAAGUCUGCAUCUCAAAUUUUCAGACGGAUGCGCUUUCAAUAUGGGAAGGGGGUAUUCUUCCUCACAAUAUGAACGGUCGUUAGAGGCCGAGGAGAACCUGCGAAGGCAUGUCAUGACCUAUCAUAAGGAAAAAUCCCCCCUCCCCAUAUCGAAAAGGAAAUUUGUGAUGCUGAUUUGUGGAGACAAAUCAGCUUUGUCUUGCGUACAAGGCAAACGGCACCCAUGUGGCGCAUUGUACAGCGAGUCUGUCAUGCGCUUUCGCAUAUUUCAGACUUGCUUCUCAUGCUCAGCUGCUAGCCGAAUGCGCACCCAAAUGGGCUUAGAAUAUGCCACCAGGCUCUACUUGCUGCAAUACAAAGCUCAUUUGUGUACACAAAUCCAGCAACACAAAUUGUCUUCUGAGUAUGGGGCUUUUUUCACUUUGAUAUGACCUCGGGAGGCAGCGGCUCGGCGGAAAAGAAAAAACCGGAGUCGAAACUAACGGGCGGAAUGUAUCAUGAGGAAAAAUCCUCCCGCCUCCCCAUAUCGAAAACGAAAUUUGUCAUGCUUGAUUUGAGUACGCAAAUCAACUUUGUAUUGCUAGAAGGCCAAGAGGCGCCGUCGCCUCCUCGUUUUCGGGCAAUUUGUCAUGGUGUUUCCCACUUGUCUAGUUGCCUCCUGUCAUGCUGAAGAUGCAAGGCUUUCCCACGCCACCCAGCACUACAGUCCGCAUCUUUUCCAUUCUAGCAUGAUAAAAUAAUUUGGGUACACGAAUCCCGCAUCACAGACUUCCAUUUUGAUAUGGGGAGGGGGGAUUUUUCCUCUCAAUAGAAUGGGCGGAUCUUCUUCCUCUACUCUACCCGUGCAGCUUCACGGGCCUGCUGCUGGAGGUAGUGCAACUGCUUCGUCUUCAGGAACUUCCGGUAGUAACAUGAUUACCCCGCCCCCAUCCGCUGCAAGAGACCGCCAUUCGACACAGGGGGGUAGCCGGAGCCGGACAAACAGCGGCCUGUCGCUCUCCGGGAAUAACAAGGGCCUCCUGCGCGACCAGGUGGACCAACUACAUGCGAAUAUUACUCACCAAACCAGUACAACUUCUAGUAGUUCCAGCGAAUAUAAUAAUAAUUACCACGCGGCGUCGCCCAUGGAACCGAAGACACUGAGGAUGCAGCCCUCGAUCCCGGGGUCAAGCAGCAACGCGCAGCUCGGGAAGGCGCUGUUUGCCGUGCCAGAGACGGGCACGGCGGAGGAGGGCAUGGAGGUGGUUAAUACCGGGGCGGCGGGACUGGAGGAUUUACGAGGACAAAAUGCGUCUGUCUCUUCCGGUCGUUGUGUUGAGGAACAGCAUAAGCAUGGCGUCAACUCUUCUAUUCUGCCCAGCCGAAGCUCCUCGUCCGACGAACCAGACGACCAUGAUGUCCGGGCGUUCAACGUCGGUGGGAUGCGGGCAGAGUUAGCUGUCGUCGCGGAGGAGGCGGGAUUGCAGGCGGGUAGUACUAAACAUCAUGCGAAAGGAGCAGGGGCAUCAAAAUUCUCGGAUGAGCAACUGAUUUCUGCGGCAACGAUUUCGACCUCCGCGGGGUCGAAUCCGAGCGCUUUUGAGGUUUCACUUUCAUCCUCGAAGGCAGGGGUAGUUGUGCAGGAACAGCAGGAACGAGUGAUUCCUGACAUGGUCGCGAUUCGGUGCCCCAUGCACCACUGGCGGUUUCGCGUGAGCGACGGGCGCAAGGUGAGUACGAAAGGGGAACUGGAAAACAACGUGCCGGACGGGCACCGGCUGAAGCGGUGGGAGCACAAGUUUGUCGACGGAAAGCUGUGGGUGAAGCUGGGGAAGCGGAUUUCUACAGAGAAAAAGGCGGAGGAAAUGAGUACCACCGCGGACGAGGGAGAAAUAACGGUAGACCAGGUGAAUGUGAAAAAUAAAGGAGCUACUGCGACAGGGACGUCGAUAUUACAAAACGGGGCGCCACAGGCUGUGAACCUGCAAAACAACCCGCAGUCCCACGUUUUCUCCACGCCGCUGUGUGGCACGGAGAGCAACUACUCUACACCGCAGUUGGAAUCCGCCCUGAGCACGGACCCAGCGGCUGUUGGAACCGUCGCAGUCUGCUCGGGGCAGCAGGCACAAGUGGGCGGCACGCCGGACCCGGCGAAGCCGCGGAAAAAGAAAAACACGCUGGGACGGUACCACAGUGCAGAUUGAGGAAAAUGUACGAGGCGAGCGGUCCGCGUACGAUAGUCAAAUAGAGCACACUGGUGGUCCAUGCCGAACGAUACAACAACUUUUUUUACAGUGGAAAUCGACACGUAUACAGAGGACGAGCAGGAGUAUUACAUUAUUGCGAGCUCUUGCUCUUCUUGAAAAUCGAAACGGAACCUAAAAUAUCAAUCACGGAGAAAUUUGGAGUUGUACUUGUUUACAUGAAAGCGAAUAUUCCGCGGACGCGUCCUGAUGAACGAGCGGGGUAGAAUUUUUUGCCACUUCAUCGAUUUUUG
This is a messenger RNA of Amoebophrya sp. A120, 10470 nucleotides long. NCBI's taxonomy places the organism in Eukaryota, Dinophyceae, Syndiniales, Amoebophryaceae. The record is from the annotation of a GenBank genome assembly.